GUUUCGCUCGGCUCCCGUCCGUUCUGCCGAUGGCAAUGGCUGUGGCCGUGGCUGGGAUUCUGCGAGGCGGUAUCCUGCCCCGGGAGGGGCGUCUACCCACCCUCCAGAUUGUUCGCUGUGGCUCCAAGGCUGUUACCCGCCAUCGUCGUGUGAUGCACUUUGAGCGGCAGAAACUGAUGGCUGUGACUGAAUAUAUCCCCCCAAAACCUGCUGUCAAUCCUAGAUGCCUGGCACCUCCUCCCAGGCCUUUGCAAGAGGAGACAGGCCUCAUCCGGCUCCUCCGUCAGGAGGUAGCAGCAGUUUUCCGAGACAACCGAAUGAUAGCUGUCUGCCAGAACGUGGCUCUGAGUGCGGAGGACAAGCUUCUUAUGCGCCACCGGCUGCGGAAACACAAUAUUUUGAUGAAGGUCUUCCCUAACCAGGUCCUGAAACCCUUCCUGGAGGAUUCCAAGUAUCAAAACCUGCUGCCCCUUUUUGUGGGGCACAACAUGCUGCUGGUCAGCGAAGAGCCCAAAGUCAAGGAGAUGGUGCGAAUCUUGAAGGGCGUGCCUUUCCUGCCGCUGUUAGGUGGCUGCAUUGAUGACAUCAUCCUCAGCAGGCAGGGCUUCAUCAACUACUCCAAGCUCCCCAGCCUGGCCCUGGUGCAGGGGGAGCUGGUAGGAGGGCUCACCCUCCUCACGGCUCAGACCCACUCCUUGCUUCAGCACCAGCCCCUCCAGCUGACUGCCCUGCUGGAUCAGCACGUCAGACAACAACAUGCGGGCGACUCAGUCAUGCCGGCCAGCGGGCAGCCUCACCCUGCCAGCCCUGUCCUGGACUCGUAGCCGGCCUGCUGCGCCCAGCUUGCCCAUGAACACACAGCCCCGUGGGCUGUGCUGCCCUUCCGGAAAUGUGGAAGAACUUGGGGUGGGCACUGGCACGUAUUCCCCAACUUCUGCUGACAGCGACCUCCUCAGAUGAAGAAAGAUUCCAUUUCAGAAUGGAGACUUAGCCCUGGCUGGUGCGGCUCAGCGGAUUGAGUGCUGGCCUGUGAACCAAGAGGUUACCAGUUUGAUUCCAAGCUGGGGCACAUACCUGGGUUGCAGGCCAGGUCCCCCGUUGGGGGCCUGUGAGAGGCAACCACACACUGAUGUUUCUCUCCCUCUCUUUCUCCCUCCCUUCCCUUCUCUCUAAAAAUAAAUAAAUAAUCUUUAAAAAAAAAAAAAAGAAGAAGAAGACUUAAUCACAGAAUUUGUUCUUGUCCAACUUGACAAGAGCAAAGCCUUAGUUCUCCAGCCUGUCCUGAACAGACGAGGACAGUGCCCUCCGCCUCAUGUUCCCCGUCUUGCAGUCUCCCCAGUCUGUCCCCUCACUGUCAGCAAAGCUCAGCUGAGUCACUGCGCUACGAAUGGCUUCUGUUGCGAGCCUGCCCUGUCCUACUGCCUGCCAACCACUGCCUGA
This is a messenger RNA of Pteronotus mesoamericanus, 1440 nucleotides long. It is a transcript of the gene MRPL10, whose product is annotated as mitochondrial ribosomal protein L10. The transcript is spliced from 5 exons. The record is from RefSeq and is a predicted model, not a curated record. NCBI's taxonomy places the organism in Eukaryota, Metazoa, Chordata, Mammalia, Chiroptera, Mormoopidae. The coding region runs from base 30 to 824 and encodes 264 amino acids. Gene Ontology annotation, molecular function: structural constituent of ribosome. Gene Ontology annotation, biological process: translation. Gene Ontology annotation, cellular component: mitochondrial large ribosomal subunit.